AUGCUCGACGAUGAUACCAGAUCGACAACCACAUCCGAGGCAGAUUUCGGUACAACCUGGCUCCUAUUGUCCAACGGAAGGAGGGUCAUUGCCUUGAGCACAGAUCUUCGGGUCCCAAGCAUGACGCCUGGCUUUGGAGAAGACGACGGAUCUAAGUCAAACAUCCUUGCGGACUACGAGCUUGGAGGACAUUUUGGAAAUCUGACUCUCCUGGAGUUCGUUUUCGACCACCGCCACGCACUUCUCAUGUUUGAACACAGUGCCAGUGCCAUGUUACUCAAUUUGACAAGACCACAACGCGAUGAGAUCUCACAUAUCAAGCAUCCUGACUCGACAUCAUUUGCUCAGGCACCGGACACGAAUAGAUUUGCACUACUUCGAAGAGACAAAGGGCAAGACAAAAUAUCCGUGUUCGAGCGGUCUUCAACCGGAGCGCUAAUUCGGCAGACGUUCGAUUCUCACACGUCAGACGCACAAGGCAUUAUGUGGUGUCCAGGCGGUCAACCCCUGUUGGCGGUAUGCGACUCCUCUACUUAUGGUGUCAGCGUCCUCUUCUAUACGGCCCAGGGCCAUUCCUUGAAGCAAUUGGACAUCAAUUCGACAAGCAUGAACCUGGUUCGACUACCGAUGAAUGUUGAGGGCGUUGGUACGACCUGCCUGAAGUGGAUCAACACAUCUUGUGGCGAAACUAUUCAGGGAGUUCUGGAUGGACAACGGCAGUUGCUUCUCCGAAACCUGGUGCCAUCAAGCAUGGGUGCUCGACAAGUCGCACUUUUUGUUCAUCCUGACACAAUUGAUGGGGACAAAACCUUUGUCUGGCAAGAAGAGAUACAAAAGGGCUUAACUUCCAGCUUCUCGUCCAUUUUCUUACGCCAAAAGGCAUCUUUCUCUGCAAUCCCAGAAUCUGAAGGCCCAAGCUCACACUCGACAAACAUGAUUGAGAUUAAUGCAGACCAAACCAUGAUCGCCACGUCCCUGCAAGGCUUCACUAAGAUGUUGUGGAUCUGGAAACCGCGCCAGUCUGAACCUCAUACGGUCAUUAUUUUCCGACACCCAGUCAAGAAUGUGCUCUGGCAUCCUACCAUGCCUCACGUCCUUGCUGUUGUCACCAACCAGAAACGACCCAUUGUAUAUGUGUGGUACCAGCCUAAUCUAGGACCUAUCAGGGGACAAAUCACCCUGAACCAUGAGAUGCAUUCCAAUCAACUGGUCUCAACUCUCUCUACUAGAUUCUCUGGCUCGUGGCUACCUGCAGCAAAACAUACUGAUGGACGUGUGCCCUUUUUUUUCACCUCCGCAACAAGGUUUGAGGUUAGUUUCCUACAAAGUCUGAACGGAGAGGUCAUAUUCGAAAGUGCGUUGCGACGGAGCAGAGAUCUUCUAGAGGGUGACGAGUCCAGUGGAUUUGAGGAAACUGUCAACGUCCAUACACCAAGCCGAGCUGUAACAACUCUUAAACACGCCCAUUUUGCGGAAGAAGCUGGGCCUAGACUUGAUGGGAACCCCUCCAUCCAUGCACAAGCAAAGUAUGGAAGGUGGUGA
Exophiala aquamarina CBS 119918 is the source of this 1542-nucleotide messenger RNA. RefSeq lists its product as uncharacterized. The record is from RefSeq and is a predicted model, not a curated record. Gene Ontology annotation, cellular component: mitotic spindle; microtubule organizing center; MWP complex. Bases 1 to 1542 code for a protein of 513 amino acids. The transcript has a single exon. Gene Ontology annotation, biological process: microtubule anchoring at mitotic spindle pole body; mitotic sister chromatid segregation; protein localization to mitotic spindle pole body. Lineage: Eukaryota; Fungi; Ascomycota; Eurotiomycetes; Chaetothyriales; Herpotrichiellaceae. Gene Ontology annotation, molecular function: protein binding.